UGUUGGCUGCCCUCCGGGUCCUUUUGUGGACUGCGUUGCGAGGGCGAUGAGCAAAGGGUAGGGCCGUUCCAGAGGGCGCUGAGCCUUUGAAGCAAGCGAUCGGGUUUCUCUUUUCUCCUUCCAACAUUAAAGCAUUAUUUAGCGUGUGCGCGUGUGUAAGACGGGGGCAGCAUCACGUAGGAGCUUAAGUCGGGCACCGUGUAUGCGAAAGAGAGAGAUGAUACGACUAUGGAGACUCAGCGGCCGGGAGCCGAGGAGGAUACCGGCUUGCUGAGGAGGCGGGGGACGCGGCAGCAGAGGCCCGGCGUCGGGAGCACAGCCAGUUGCUGCCGCAGGGAUCGGGUGCCGCGGGCUAUGUGCAGCCGCCGCAGUUCCCAGCUGGGACUCGGCGCCCUUUGCCUUGUGACUCCGCAUUGCUCCUGUGACUGCGGCUCGGCGUGAAAGGGAGGAGGGCCAGCAGGAGGAGGAAGAGAAGGGGCAUCGAGAGAGGGGAAGGGCAGGUCGGCGCACGGCGGAUUGGAGGAGGAGAAAAGGAUGAAGGGUUCGCGGUCAAGGCGCUGUGGGGCCGCACUCAGGAGGAGGCGGAGGAGCUGGCCAAGGAGAUGAGCGUCCCCUUCUACACCAGCCGAAUCGACGAAGUCUUGCUGCACCAGGACGUGGAUUUGGUCUGCAUCAACCUGCCGCCGCCUCUGACCAGGCAGAUCGCUGUGAAAACUCUGGGGAUUGGGAAGAAUGUCAUUUGCGACAGAACCGCCACCCCAUUAGAUGCCUUCAGGAUGAUGACAGCGGCCCACUAUUAUCCCAAGCUUAUGAGCGUCAUGGGUAAUGUUCUCCGCUUCUUGCCUGCCUUCGUGAAGAUGAAGCAGCUGAUUCAAGAGGGCUACGUCGGAGAGCUGCUUGUGUGUGAGGUACAGGUUCACAGUGGGAGCCUGCUGGGGAAGAAAUACAACUGGAGCUGUGAUGAUUUGAUGGGAGGUGGCGGUCUGCACUCUGUUGGUACCUACAUCAUUGACCUCUUGACCUUCCUCACUAGCCAGAAGGCUGUGAAAGUGCAUGGACUGCUGAAGACCUUUGUGAAGCAGACCGAUCACAUCAGAGGCAUACGCCAGAUCACAAGUGAUGACUUUUGUACCUUUCAGAUGGUCUUGGAAGGCGGGGUGUGCUGCACUGUUACCCUCAACUUCAAUGUGCCUGGAGAAUUUAAGCAAGAUAUUGUUGUAGUAGGUUCCAGUGGGAGGCUGAUUGUAAUAGGCACUGAUUUGUAUGGACAGAGCAAUAACUCCCCACAAAAGGAGCUCAUUUUGAAGGAUUCCACACCGGUUAGUAAUGCCUUGUUGCCCGAGAAGGCCUUCAGUGACAUCCCAGCGCCAUACCUCCGGGGAACCAUCAAGAUGGUCCAGGCUGUCAGGGAGGCGUUUGAAGACCAGGAUGAUAGGCGGACCUGGGAUGGACGGCCGCUUACCAUGGCUGCAACGUUUGAUGACUGUCUCUAUGCGUUGUGUGUAGUGGACACCAUUAAAAAAUCCAAUCAGCUGGGUGAAUGGCAGAACAUUGUGAUUAUGACUGAGGAACCAGAACUAAGCCCUGCAUACUUGAUCAGUGAAGCAAUGCGCAGAAGUAGGAUGUCUCUGUACUGCUAGCCUCUCUGGCACAUCUCUCGGGGGAAGAGCAGUGAAUCAAGGCAGUUCUUUCCUGACAGAAAAGAUGGCACUCCAGUCAGGCCUUGAAUGAGGAAGACAAUAUAGGAAAUAAUCAAGGCUGUUGAAGCCACAUUGCCUACGUGAUGCUUGAACUAUCAGCUGUAUUUGAAACACUUGUGACAGAUUGCUGUUCCAAGACCUUUGCGUUAACUGUUUUCAAAAAAAGCAUUAUAGGAGGGUAAAACAGACUCUGUUUAUAAGCUGCGGGUGUAUAGUUGAUUCAGCUGCAUUGAUCAUUAAAAAAAGGUUCUGAAAGGUCUAUUUGGACAUUAUUCACCAACCAGCAGGCUGCAAAGAUGUUGAACUGUCAGGAAGCCCCUUGUGGCAAAAAAAAAAAAGCUGGUGGCUUCUGACAUGAACACGUCAUAGCAAGCCAACUGAGAAGAGCAUUCUAUUUGAGUCCUCUUACAUUCAGUAACCUGUUGCAUCUGCAUUGCCUAAUAAGCAGAAUAAGAACACUUGGCAUGCAUAUGUCAUUUGAUUUGGGGAAAAAUGGGAAGCUUGGUUUUCAUAGCCAAUAUGAACAGUAAAUGUUGUCUUUGAACUUUUUCUUUUAAUGUAACAUAAAUAGAAACAUUUGAAUUUUAAAAUUCAGGGUGCUCCAGAAUUGCAGCAUAUUUCACAUCAGAUUCCAGUCAUUCAUGCUCGGCUUCAGUAGAAAGUACAAGGAACUGUAGAGAGAGAAAAAUGUGUGUAAAUUACCUGCAGCAUGGCCAACUUCUCUCGUGUUGUAAGACUGUCGAUAAAUUUCAGAGGGAUAGCCAUGUUAAUCUUCCAUGAGAAUACCAGCAGUGCAUCCUUUGAUGCCUUUCAUACACUGGAGCUUCCUUUCAUUAGGCACAUGAAGUAUCUGACAAAGUGGGUCUAGUCUACAAAAAUUCAUGGUGUCAUUACCUUUGUUAGUUUUUAAGGUGCCAUGUGACCAAUUUCUGAUUUUGGGACUUGUUUUUAAGAGUCCAGACUAGAACAGAAUUCAAAAAAGUACUGGUUUCAACCAAACCUAACAUGUUUUGUGUUGAAAUUGUACAAAACAAAGCAUGGUUUACCCCAAAGGCUAAAUUUUUGUGAAUGAUACUUUUUGUGUGUCUAAGACUAACAGCCAUCUCUUGUUAUGGAGGCGAACUUCAUGGCUGUUUCAUCACACGUGUCUCAUGCUGCAGUUUUCCAUGUUAUUGUAGUCUUACUCUUUGUUUCCUAGUGACAAGAGUUGGGCUGAGGAGUUCUGCUUGAACCUAGUGAGAUGUUCCCAUGCACCCUCAUACAUGAGAGAUCACAUCAAUUUUAAAAGUUCGUUGAGCACUUAACGAUCUCCUCUCUCCUGUCAAAAGAAGCAUGUGACAGUGCAGGUUCCUCCGAUGCAAAAAGACUAGGACAAUAAGCUGUGAUAAUGGAUGCUUGUUUGCUAGAAUGGAAAUGUAGCCAAUUCUAAGCUACUGUUGAAGUUGGGGCAAGACUGCCUACAGCCUAGAUCAGCCUCUGCCAACCUGGGGUCUUCCAGAGAUUUUGGACUGCAGCUCUUAUCAUCCCAGCUAGCAUGACCACGUGGAGAUCCUGGGCAGUGUAAUCUGGCACAUCUAGAUGGCACCAGCUUGUGGAAGGCUGCCAUAGGUGAUGGUUAAAGCAUAGCCAUAAUUUUGCCCUGCAGUGUAGUGCUACCAGGUCAAGGCCCAGAGAACUUUCUUGUCCUCUUGACAGCCCUGUAGUUGAGAAGAAGGAAGUUUAACUGUCUCUACUGCCUCACAAUACACAUGGUGUCUCAUUGCCACACUUACCUGCUAGAACAAGCCUGGAGUUCUUAAAGAGACAGGAGUGAUCUCUUGAGUUGCUGCUUCCCGUCAUUAUUGGGAUCUGUUGUUUUGUAAGGCUGCUGACAAUAUACUAAGAGACACGUAGUAUCCUCACAAAACCACUGUUCCCAUGAUUAUUUUGGGAGUAAGAAUGACAAGUCAAAUUGACUUUAUAAUGUGCUUUGUCAUUCAUCAUUGCUCUAAACUGGAUAUUAACAAAAAGCUGGUCUAAUACCGAGAGAGAGCGCGCGAGCGAGUUGUGAACGGUUUAAUAAGGGCCAAACUAUACUUUGUUGAAGGGCUUGAAUUAGCACCCUGAAUACAGAACAUCAAGAAUUACACUAAUUUCAGGAAUCAGACUGAGCUCUGUGUGGCUAAAGCAAACACUUUCUACAGGCACUCUGGGAACAAGCCAUGAUGCCUGUGUCUGGAAUGGGACCAGUCAGCAGAACUCUCUUCUGUAGACUCUCUGAUGUGUCCCAAAUUUUGUUUGGUUUCCAGUUGCUUCAAGAACCACUUGCCUUCCUGUUGCCCCAAAGGCGAGCCCCACUUGUGCUUUGUUGGACAUCGCCCUUAUUAUUAAGUGAUCUCCUUUGGGUCAAUGCCUUGACCAGCAACGUGGGCGACUCUGCUACCUCUUUUUCUCCCAGAUUCACAGAGCCUGUCUCCUUCCUGAGCAAAGGACAGGUGAGUGCAGGGCAGAACAAGGAAAGAGUGGGAUGAGAUGACAGUUCUGCUGAAAUUACCUUUACUAUCCCGUAUCACAGUCUAUAGAUGUUCAUGCACAGAAGGAUGCCCAGAGCAGUACACAAAAUCUCUAUCUGUUCUCUUCCUGCUGCCAAAGAGAGGGACAGCAGUGGAUGAAGCAGAUCAUGGAAGGAAGAAUAAAUUCCAAAUGCAUGGGAGAAGUUCAGGAAGUCUGAGAACUGAAACACUACUGAAAAGUGUGAAUUUGUUCUGUACAAUUUGAUGAGAGAUAAUCAAUGUUGUUGUGGUGCCAGCCACCAUUCCUUAAAAAGUACUUGAAUGACUAACGUAGUUCCUGUUUGAUUUUUAUGGUUUUCACCUUACAAAAAACAAGAUCCCAAUCAAGCCUACUGGUGUCAUCCUAUCACUUAGCUGCAUUGUGGGCAGGUCUAGUUCUGCCAGGCGUCUUUGUUUCCUGCCUCUUUGCUAGCUCCAUCAGCAAGGGCAGCGCAGUGAAGAUGAUUUUAAAAGAAUGAGGUGGGGAGACAACUAGGUUUGUACUUCCUCUUGUGUGUUUUAUCAGCAUACCAUUAUCCACCCAUGACUGACAGCAACUCCUUACUUUAGCUGAUGCUUGAAUUAUGCCUUGUUUUUCUUUGUCUUUUUUAACCUUAAAGAAUCCAUGUGUACAUUUAUUGCUGUAUUUAAUAUAUAUAUUUAUUAUGUUUUACAAAUAUAUAUAUAUAUAUAUAUAUAUAUAAAUAUAUAUGCACAGAGAAAGAGAUACAAAAAUCAGACUAUAUAAAAUGUCAGUGCAUGGGCAUUUUAUGUACAAUAGAUAUUUUAAACACAAAAAUGUGUGAUAAAAACAGAGUCUAUAUUUUAUAUAUCUAUACUGUAGAUAGCAAAAUGAAACUGCAUUUAAAUUAUAGCAAGUGGAAAAGGAGAUGCAUUAAAAAGAAAAGAGCAAGUACUGUGAUUGUCUCUAGCAUGUUGACAGGCUGGCUACUUUUAAUGGAAACCUCCCUUCUGUAGUUCUUGGCUGAAGUAAAAUCUGUCCAUCCUUUCCUGAAAGGACAAUGUUCAUAUAUUACUUUUCCAUUGCUUGGGGAAUGUAGUUAUAGUCAGCCAUGAGCAUAUCCAUGCUGCUUAAAACAUGGUUUCCUGCUGUUCUUACCUAUUUGCAUUGUUGGAAUAAAAAGAACCUAAAUGAUGAAAUAAAAGGAGAAAAGAUUC
Molecule: messenger RNA, 5410 nt
Organism: Varanus komodoensis (Komodo dragon)
Lineage: Eukaryota; Metazoa; Chordata; Lepidosauria; Squamata; Varanidae
Gene: GFOD1
Product: glucose-fructose oxidoreductase domain containing 1
Exons: 3
Coding region: 603-1640 (345 amino acids)
Molecular function (GO): nucleotide binding
Source: RefSeq, a predicted model, not a curated record